Molecule: messenger RNA, 866 nt
Organism: Sus scrofa (pig)
Lineage: Eukaryota; Metazoa; Chordata; Mammalia; Artiodactyla; Suidae
Gene: POLR2G
Product: RNA polymerase II subunit G
Biological process (GO): positive regulation of nuclear-transcribed mRNA poly(A) tail shortening; nuclear-transcribed mRNA catabolic process; DNA-templated transcription
Cellular component (GO): P-body; RNA polymerase II, core complex
Molecular function (GO): single-stranded RNA binding; translation initiation factor binding; single-stranded DNA binding
Source: RefSeq, a predicted model, not a curated record
ACCUCUCUGGGGCAGGCCCGGAAGCGGGAUUGGGGAGGUUGGUGUACUUCCGGUCCUGCCGGGGGUUUUGCUGCUGCUGCUGUCGCUGUUUUAAGCCUGGCUGCUCUCGGCCUGGCUGCUGUCCAGCCUCCUCCGGGAAGAUGUUCUACCAUAUCUCCCUGGAGCACGAGAUCCUGCUGCAUCCGCGCUACUUCGGCCCCAACCUUCUUAACACCGUGAAACAAAAGCUCUUCACUGAAGUGGAGGGGACCUGCACCGGCAAGUAUGGCUUUGUAAUUGCUGUCACCACCAUUGACAAUAUCGGUGCUGGUGUGAUCCAGCCAGGCCGAGGCUUUGUCCUUUAUCCAGUUAAGUACAAGGCCAUCGUUUUCCGGCCCUUUAAAGGGGAGGUCGUGGAUGCUGUUGUCACUCAAGUCAACAAGGUCGGACUCUUCACAGAAAUUGGGCCCAUGUCCUGCUUCAUCUCUCGACAUUCCAUCCCAUCAGAGAUGGAAUUUGAUCCUAAUUCCAACCCACCAUGUUACAAGACAAUGGAUGAGGACAUUGUGAUUCAGCAGGAUGAUGAGAUUCGCCUGAAGAUUGUUGGGACCCGUGUGGACAAGAAUGACAUCUUUGCUAUUGGCUCCCUGAUGGAUGAUUACUUGGGGCUUGUGAGCUGAGCACCAGGCUUUCCUACUUUGUUUGGUCCUUAUCGAGGAGGUGUGACUGCCACACUUCCCAUGUUGUCCAGAGGCCCAGUCUUGGUGCUGUGGGGGAGGCAAGGUAGGUUCCUUGUCCUCAGAAGACAUUGGGUGCUUCUUGUGGCUUAGCAGCCACUCCCGGAUUUUUGACUGUAUUUCGUAACCAUAAAAAGUCCUUGAUUCUCA